Molecule: messenger RNA, 4977 nt
Organism: Mobula hypostoma (lesser devil ray)
Lineage: Eukaryota; Metazoa; Chordata; Chondrichthyes; Myliobatiformes; Myliobatidae
Product: ribosomal protein S6 kinase-related protein-like
Exons: 12
Coding region: 228-1400 (390 amino acids)
Biological process (GO): protein phosphorylation
Molecular function (GO): protein serine/threonine kinase activity; ATP binding
Source: RefSeq, a predicted model, not a curated record
CAUCCUCCCACGGCGUGGCUCAGAAUUUUAGAAACUGCACUUUUGAGCGAGUUCGGAUUUGUAACUUGAACGUGCAUUGCCUCUCACGAUCCUCGGCUGCCAUGAGAGAACAGAGCCGGACCUCCAGCAUCCCAGAAUGCAACGGGCGGGCGGAGCCGCUCCUCCAGGAUCGCGGGCGGCCCUAGUUGUCCCGGGAGAUGUGACUGUCAGCAGCGCGGUGCCUGGCCAUGGGAAACGAGCGGAGCGCGGCCAGGGGUGGCAACUUCUCCUGUCGGCUGGUCCCGGCCACGAAAUGGAAGGGGGCUGUGUCCAAAAUGGGGCUGUCGCUCUCGAGCUGGUUUUCAGGGCCCUUCCUGGCUGCCGGGACACGUGUCCAGGAGCGGCGGCGACCGCCUGAGGAGCGAGGCACGGCCGGCUGCACUGGAUGGCCCUUCCCUCGAUUCAUCUCGUUGUUCUUUCCGGUUUUCCCCUACAAAUCCCAGCGGAUGGCUCAGGAGUUCCAGGACAUUGAGUUCAUCGCCAAAGGCUCCCUGGGACCCAUUCUGAAAGCCCGUCAAAGGACCGACAAGAAAAUCUAUGCAGUGAAGGUGCUGCUGAAAACAGAGGUGGUACGGCAAGGAGUCCUGGAACAGUGUAUCGAUGGAGUUGUCAUUCAGAGGCAGGUCCUCCAUCCCUUCGUGCAGGGGUUGCAGGAAUGCUGGCAGACGUCACGGCUGCUCUUCAUUAUGUGUGAGUAUCACUGCGCUGGCGACCUCUCGCGGCUCUGGAAUGCUCGAAAACCACUGGCUGAGAGCAGAGUGCGAGUCUUUGCAGCCGAAUUGGGCUCUGCCAUCGGUUUCCUUCACGAUUUUGGAGUCAUCCACCGGGACGUGAAGAUGGAGAACGUUCUUCUGACUGAGCGGGGCCACAUCAUGCUGACGGAUUUCGGGUUGUCUCGCAGACUCUGGCGGGGAGAGAGGGCUCGCACCAUCUGUGGAACUGUCCAGUACAUGGCUCCCGAGGUGUUGAGGGGCAGCCCCUACAACCACUCGGCGGACUGGUGGUCUCUGGGAGUGCUCCUCUACGCGCUGGCUACUGGUGAGUUUCCAGUGGAGUCUCAGUGUGACCACACGUCCAUGUGGAAGAGCCUGCAGCGAGUGCACGUUUCUCCGCCGACCUCCGUCAGCCAGGACCUCGCCUUCCUCCUCUCUGAGUUGCUGUGCCCCGACCCUCAGCUCCGCCUGCACCGGCUCGACGCCUUCAGUGAGCAACGUUUCUUCGGCGGCCUGUCCUUUGACCCUGAGCUGCUGCACAGGCAAUCACUGGAGUUCAGCAUCCCCAGCGGAGAGCAGCCCCGGCCCAGCCCCUGCCCACUGCUCUUCCCCGGCUUUGACUGGGAGGCCGGGCUGCUGGCAGACUGAAUGAGGGACUCCCCUCGCCUCAGUCCCUCCCUCCACCGAUGGGACAUUCCCUCACUCCAUCUCCCCCUUCUUCCCUCGCUCCGUCCCUCACUGUGUUUCCCCCUCCAUCCCUCGCUUCACUCUCCAACGAGGGACAAAGGCAGAAGAAAGGAAAUUAUAUGCCAUUUAGCCUGACCUCAGUGGUUGGGAAAGUGUUGGAGUUGAUUAAUUAAGGAUGAGAUCUAAGGGUAGUUGGAGGCACGUGAUAAAAUAGGCCAUUGUCAGCAUAGUUUCCUCAAGGGAAAAUCUUGCCUGACAAAUCUGCUGGAAUUCUUUGUAGAAAUAACAAGCAGGAUAGGCAGGAGAGUCGGUGGCUGUUGUAUAUCUAGGUUUUCAGAAGGCCUUUGACAAGUGGCAGAUGGAAUACAGUGUUGGGAAAUGCAUGGUAGAGGAAAUGAAAGCGUAGACUGUUUUCUAAAUGGAGAAAAAAUUCAAUAAUCUGAGGUGCAAAGGCACUUGCGAGUCCCUCAUGCAGGCUUCCCUACAGGUUGAGCCAGUGGUGAGGAAGGCAGAACAAUGUUAGCAUUCAUCUCGAGAGGACGAGUAUAAAAGCAAAGCUGAGGCUGUAUAAGGCACGGUGAGGCCUCACUUGGAGUAUUGUGAGCAGUUUUGGGCCCCUUAUUUAGGAAAGGAUGUGGUGACAUAAGGGAGUGUUCAGAAGAGGUUCUCAAGAAUUAUGGGAAUGAAAGGCUUUGUGUAUGAGGAAUGGUUGAUGGCUCUGGGAUUGUACUCACUGGAGUUUAAAAGAAUGGGGGGGGUCUCAUUGAAACCUAUCGAAUGUCGAAAGGCUUAGAGUGAAUUUGGAGAGGAUAUUUCCUAUGCUGGGGAGAGUCUAGGAUCAGAGGGCACAGCCUCGAAACAGAGGGAUGUCAAAUGAGAACAGAGAUGGGGAAUUUCUUUCGCCAGAGAGUGGUGGCUCUGUGAAAUUCAUUGCUGCAUGCGGUUGUGAAGACCAAGUCAUUGGGCAUAUUUGAAGCGGAGAUUGAUAGGUUCUUGGUAAGUCAGGGUGUGAAAGGUUAUGGUGAGAAGGCAGGAGAAUGUGCUUGAGAGGGAAAUGGAUCAGUUAUGACCGAACAGUGGAGCAGACUGGAUGGGCCGAAUGGCCUAAUUCUGUAUAUGGGGUUUCCCUCGCGCUCCAUACCUCUCUGUCUCCGUCCCUCACUCCCUCCCUCUGCAAUCCCUGCACACAUGCACCCCUUCCCUGGCAGACACGCCCGCCACCUCCAUCCCUCCCAAUCACCCGCUACCCCUUCCUUCGUUCCCUUGCCCCUGCUCCCUCAUCACCUCUCUCAAUCUCUCAUCCUGAUCUCUACCCCUGUCCCCACCCCACCUGCCCCUCGCUCUGUGUUUGAGUGACAUUGUUCCCUCACCCAAGGCCCUGUGUGAGUUGUCAGCAAAGGUGUAUCCCGUGCCUCUGUCCCUCAAAGUAAAUUUAUCGUGUCACCAUGUACAACCCUGACAUUCACUUUCUCAGGGUAUUCACAGUAAAUACAAGGGUAAAAGCAAAAUAAUAAUAAAUAAAUAAACAAUAACUAAUAGUGAACAAGUCCUUGAGAGUGAGUCCAUUGGAUGUGGGAACACGUCAAUGAUGGGGUGAGUGAAGUUAUCCCCUCUGGUCACGAGGGGUAAUAACUGUUCCUGAACCCUGUGGUGUGAGUCCUGAAGCUCCCGUAUUUUCUUCCUGAUGACUGGAGCAAGAACAGUUCAUGAUCUGGGUGGUGGGGGUCGUGAUGAUGGAUGCUGUCUUCCUGCGACCACUCCAUGUAGAUGUGCUCGAUGGUGUGGGACCGGGCCAUAUCCACGACUUUUUGUAGGAUUUUCUGUUCAAGGACAUUGGCAUUUCCAUACCAGGCCGUGAGGCUACCAGUCAAUAUACUCUCCGCCACACGUGUAGAAGUUUGUCAAAGUUUUAGAUACCAUGCCAUCUUCAUAAACUUCUAAGAAAGUAGGGGUGCUGUUGUGCUUUAUUCACUAACGCUCUGGGCACAGGACAGGUCCUCUGAAAUGAUAGCUCUGAGGAAAUUAAACUUUCUGAUCCUCUCCACCUCUGAUUCCUCACCCCCCCCCCGGGUUCCUGCUCCUGAAGCCGAUAAUCAGCUUCUUGGUCUUGCUGAUAUUGAGUGAGAGGUUGUUGUUAUGGCACCACUCAGCCAGAUUUUCAAUCUCUCUCCAAUUCAUCACCCCCUUUGAAUCGGCCAUCCACAGCAAACUUGAAUAUGGCAUUGGAGAUGUGCUUAGCCACACAGUCGUGAGUAUAAAGCCAGUCAAGCGGGAGGCUAGACCCACAGCCUUGUGCACCUGUGCUGAUGGAGAUUGUGGAGGAGAUGUUGCCGAUCCGAACUGACUGGGGUUUGCGAGUGAAGAGAUUGAAGAUGGAAUUGCACAAGGAGGUAUUGAGGCCCAGGUGUUGAAGCUUAUUGAUUAAUUUUGAGGGGGCAAUGGUAUUGAAUGCCGAGCCGUAGUUGCUAGGGGGCAUCCUGAUGUAUACAUCGUCACUGUCCAGAUGUUCACAUUCCACACUGCACCACAGCCUGGGGGCCAGCAACACACAUCUGUAGUGUUUGAACAUCAGGUCACACCAGGGUACAGCACUGGUGGAGACAGGUCUGUCGUUAAUAACACAGGUACAGUACCAAUGGGGAUGGGUCAGUCACUGUGUAACACCGGGGCACGGCACCGGUGGGGACGGGUCUGUCACUGUAUAACACUGGGAUACGGUACCAGUGGGGACAGGUCUGUCACUGUAUAACAUCGGGGUACGGUACCGGUGGGGACGGGUCUGUCACUAUGGGUUAUUUACCUUCGGCUUCUCAGAAAUGUAAAACUUUUCAUGACCAAUUGUGACUACGGAAUAAAGAACUUUCUGUAAACAAUGACUGUUUUUGUGCUAAUAUUCUGAGGAGGGGUUGCGGGUAUCUCUCCCCGUGUUGGAGGUGACAGUGAAGAGCCGGUCAGCUGGACUUCGGUUGGCUGCCGGGAUCUGCUCUCGAUUUACCGGACGCACCGGGCGAUGGCGAGCGGCUCACCAGCACCCCCUCAGGCCCGCCGAGGGUGACCCUGCGCUGCACUGAAUGACCUGCCAACAGAGUCGAGCUCCUGUUCAUGGAUUAGACGGCUCUGGUUUCGACCUUGCAACACACAAAAAAAUGCUGGAUAGACUCAAUAGGGCAGGCAGCAUGUAUGGAAAAGAAUAAAUAGUCGUCGUUUCGCGCCGAGACCCCUCAUCACUGGAAAGGAAGGGGAAGGAGUCCAGUAUGCAGGUCCCUCCUAACGUAGCUGGGCACUGGUUAAUCGUGUGUUAACUCCAACUUCCCGCCCCGGGUGUGGGCGAGGACCAGCAUGGCUCCCUCCUGCCUCAAAUCGCCUGUAUCCCAUCCAAAAUCUGCCCAGCCCCUGAGCCCGUCCAGACUCCGCACUCAAUCACCUCCGCCUUUGAACGUUCCACCGCUAGAGUCGAGUCUAUCAUCACUGACGGGAAAUGUGUUGUCUUCGGUGGUGCGACGCAUUAAAAAUUACUGAGUUACAAUAAGGAAUAUUU